GAAAACGACUUCAAUCAUAGCCUAAUAGUCUAGGGCGGGACUGAAAACAGUGUGGUCGACUCAAACGCACUGCAUGUGGAAAACUUUUUCUUUUUAAUUUUAGCUUCGUGAAGAAAAUACAUUUCUUAAUUAUCGAUUUGAUGUAAUCGGGUUAAUUAAAUUCGUAAACCCAGCUCGGUUUGAAUGCGUCAGAUCCGUGUUCCUGGUAGCUUUUGUCCAUCUUGACGCUUCUCGUAAAACAUCAUGUGGAAUACAGGUAUCUCUUGGACAAAAUGAGGACUAUUAUUAGUAAAACAACGUUUUUAUGUCUCUUCCUGUUGGUCAUGGACGGUGUGUUUGGUGCUGCUCCAGAUGUAAUGAAGUCGGUGACUGAGGGAGAUUCUGUCACUCUAAACACUGAUGUUACUGAACUACAGAGAGAUGAUCAGAUACUGUGGAUGUUUGGACCUAAAGAGAUUCGUAUAGCUGAAAUCUAUAAGCUUGUGAUUGAUAUGUUUAACAGUCAUGAGAUAUUUGGAGACAGACUGAAGCUGGACAAUCAGACUGGAUCUCUGACCAUCAGAAACACCAGAAGCACAGACUCUGGGCUUUAUAAACGACAGAUCCGCAGCAACAGAGGGAACUCAGACAAGAUAUUCAGUGUUACUGUCUAUGCUCCUCUUCCUGUUCCUGUCAUCAGCAGUAACUCUUCCCAAUGCUCUUCAUCAUCCUCCUCAUCCUCAGAGCAGAAAUGUUCAUUGGUGUGUUCAGUGGUGAAUGUGGGUCAUGUGACUCUCUCCUGGUACAAAGGAAACAGUUUAUUGUCCAGCAUCAGUGUGUCUGAUCUCAGCAUCAGUCUCUCUCUACCUCUGGAGGUGGAAUAUCAGGAUAAAAACAGCUACAGCUGUGUGCUCAACAAUCCCAUCAGCAACCAGACUCAACAUCUGGACAUCACUCAGCUCUGUAAAAUUUCAGAAUGCAGUUCAUGGCUGGUUGUAAUAAUCUGCGGUUGUUCUGCAGUAGUUCUGGCUAUGAUAGCAAUUGUGAUGUUCAUCCUUUACAGGAAAUACAGAAAAUCAAGGCCAAAAGCUGAAACCGUUCCGACAGACGAGAGUGAGGUAGUUUACGCAGAAACAACAUUUGUACCUAAUGAAAAAAACAAGAAGGCUAAUGGGACAGAAGAGACGAUAUACUCCGCCGUCAAAAAACACUGAUCAAACAAGCAGAAGUCUCUCAUUUCACCACAAUGGCUUUAUACGCCUGCAUCUGUCAGUAUUACUGCACUUGAUCGAGGAGAUGAAAACAUGAUUUGUCCUUGAUUUUAUUUGCCUUUUAACUUCAAAUAAUUUUUUGGGAGGAAUUUUGUGGUCCAAACAACAUUCAGCCGCAUUCACUCUUACUGUAUAAAAUGUGUAUUUAAAAUAUUGUAUGAAAAACAAAAUAUCUUCAUAUGUUCACCAUUAGACUGAACUUUUUUUGCUUGUUUCGUUUUUUUUUUUUUUUUUGCAUAUCCAAAUUCCCCUCUGGCUAACAAAUCUAUAUUUUGCAUGUAGACGGAGCAAGAAUUAAAAUGGCUAUUAAAAACAACUGACUUAAUUCAGAAAUUACUACAUUCUUGUACAAAAGGAGUUUUAUAUGUGAUGCAUUAAAAUGUAGAAACGUGCAUGCCUUGUUUAUGCUCUUUCAGCUUGUCUGAUACACAGAAUAACUGGCAGUUAU
Carassius gibelio (silver crucian carp) is the source of this 1698-nucleotide messenger RNA. RefSeq names its product SLAM family member 5. The transcript has 6 exons. The record is from RefSeq and is a predicted model, not a curated record. NCBI's taxonomy places the organism in Eukaryota, Metazoa, Chordata, Actinopteri, Cypriniformes, Cyprinidae. The coding region runs from base 273 to 1193 and encodes 306 amino acids.